Plodia interpunctella (Indianmeal moth) is the source of this 1550-nucleotide messenger RNA. RefSeq lists its product as uncharacterized. The record is from RefSeq and is a predicted model, not a curated record. NCBI's taxonomy places the organism in Eukaryota, Metazoa, Arthropoda, Insecta, Lepidoptera, Pyralidae. The transcript is spliced from 7 exons. Bases 75 to 1313 code for a protein of 412 amino acids.
UUAUGUAAACACUGUUAUCGUAGCUGCCUAGAUUAUUAUUAUGUCAAAAUUAUAUAGAUAUUUGAGUAAUAAUAAUGGAUGAUCUAUUGCAAUCUCAAAUUAAGGAGAGCUGCAAGCUCGCUCUACCUAAUGGUCUGAAAGAGCUAAUGUCUGAUAUAUCUAGAGAAGUUCUUCGAGCGCAACCGCCACAUUUAUACGAGUUUAUCGAAAAAUACCUGGCUGCCUUGUUGGUAACACGAGAGAAUUUGUCUGUGGCUAGUCGACUUUGCCAAGAAGUGUGUGACCACACAUGCCAUCCAGAACUGGAGGACGAGUUGAAGAACAUUUUUCUUGUUGACGAAGAUGCAGCUAAGGCUAAGAAGCUCAUUCAAGAUUACUUUGAAACUGGAAGAGUGGAAGAAAGUAACCUUAUGGGGAGACUGCUGAGGAAGUUCAGCAUCCCACAGGAUCACUUGGAGCUGGUGCAAGAGGUGGUGCGGAAAGCUUUCCUUUACCGUCACAUCAAAAGAACUAAUGAUACCUGGCAGAAGAUGCAACCAGAGGAUGAUGAAAUUACAAACGCCGCCGUUCACACAAUGCAGCUGUAUGCAGCGACUGGACCUGCUGACGUGGACUACGAUCAAAAGGCCAAGAGGAUACAGGCAGCAUAUCGCGCCUAUGGUGUGCGUCGUCUGUGUCAUUCGAAGCCUAUGUUUGAGAAGAAAGUACGACACCAUAUUCGUUUCUCUACCGAGACAUUGGAAAUGGACGCUUCGCAAACAUCAGAAGCAGAUGUUCCAAAAACAACUCCAGCCGAAGGAUGCUCAUCAGUGAGUAUUCACAAGACUGAAAGCCAAAUGGUUCUUAGUGAAGCUGAACUCUCUCACGAAAGAAUCGCCCGUCAUGAACGAAUGCUAUCAGAAAUUAGUUACGACUUUAAAUAUCCUGAAAGAGUACAAUCAUUCAUCGACUACGAAGAUGAAAAUGAGAAACGGGUGAUGUCUAUCACUGACGAAGCUAUCACAAAGGAUGACGAAAAUGAUAGCGAACGAAAAAUGUCAAAUGUGUCCGAAGUACAUUUUCGUGAACCAUUGAUAUGUGAGAAAUUGUAUGAAGAAGCGAUUCAAGAUCAAGAUCCUGAUUAUGAUGAAUUUAGCUCAAUUGAUGAACAAACUGUGUUUUAUGAAGCACACGAUGAGCAAACUGUUGUUGACGACCAAGCGUUGGAUGCUGACAUCGAGUCUGAUAAUUCCAUACAAGAAGAUAUAAAAGAAAAUCUUAUUGAAGAAUUUGCAAUCGUCAAUGUCAAUAAUUAUGACAAUGAUGUACAGUGAAGGGUUUUUGUCACAAUUUUUAUUUUCGAUUAUUUUCUUUCGCUUAGUUACAAAAAUAAUCAGAAAUAUGAAUAUCCUUUGAGUUGAGAUGUAAUUUUGAUUAUCUAGGUACAUAUUAUUUUUAGUGUACUAAUUUUUUAUUAAUGUUUAACUUAUGUUUAUUGCGAUUCAUUUCAUGUGCUAAAGUGUUUUUAAGAAGUCAAUAAAACACAAUUAUCUUAUAAUCAAUCUAUUAUU